Molecule: messenger RNA, 2455 nt
Organism: Sceloporus undulatus (fence lizard)
Lineage: Eukaryota; Metazoa; Chordata; Lepidosauria; Squamata; Phrynosomatidae
Product: phospholipase A2-like
Exons: 6
Coding region: 1263-1736 (157 amino acids)
Biological process (GO): lipid catabolic process; phospholipid metabolic process; arachidonate secretion
Molecular function (GO): phospholipid binding; calcium ion binding
Source: RefSeq, a predicted model, not a curated record
UAUAAAUGAGGGAGAACACACAAGCUAAGAGAGACGCCAGAUUGUUUCUGCCUGAACAGACUGGGAAAGGCUGUCUUUGAACUUACUAUCAGUCCAUUCCCAUGGAGAACAGAGGGCAGAGAAUGCAUACAGGUGUUGCUAGGAAACCACCUACUUUUUCUUGGUAGCUUCAAAGCAUUUCAAAGCAAAGAAAGAGGAAGAUCCCUAUGACUCCCACUGUCUCUGACCUUAAAUGUUGGCAUGAGCUCCCAUGGUUAACAGUCAUAUCUACCUGUUCUACUGGAAGAUUUGUUUUCUGUAGCUGGAAAUUCCAUUUAGUACUUCACAUCCAAAUAGACUUUACAGCCUAUAAAUACUGCUUUCUCAUCUGAUUAAUGUGAAAAAUCCCAAUCUAGCAAAACAAGCCACAGAUAGGUCCAACUUUACUGGAUUGAGACUUGUCUUUUAAAUCCAUCUUUAUGAUUAUUGAUACAAAAUUGGUAAUUACAGGUUUUCUCUAAACUGGUGACUUCCAGAUGUGUUAGCUAAGGUUAAUGGCCAGACUGACUGAGGGCAAUGGGAAUUAUAGUCCAUCAUCUGGCAGGCACUAGAUCAGGGAAAGCUGACUUAAUGUUUAACAAGGUCAAGACCAAAAAAGAGAGCAGUGAGCAUUUACUAAACUGUUUGGAUCACUUACAUAACUUUAAGAAGUUUGCUAAACUCAGGUAUUUGGAGGAAGGAGGUGCUUUUCUGAGUUUAGUUGUUUGACUUUUUUAACUUAAUUUUUCCCCCCAGUCCUAUAAACUCAAAUCUCAGUUGUAGUUGUUAGGCUGCAACAGAGAGAGCAGUGAAACAACCCUGGAGGGGUCAAUUGGGGGCUUUAAGCAAACAGCUUAAGAAAGGAACUCUGGCUUAGUGGCUGUAGUAUCUAAACCUGUCAGAGAGAUCUUUUCAGUCUAAUUCCUUUCUAACAGCCCCUCCCAAAAAGGAAAAACGUGCACAUAGAAGCACUGAGCCUUAUUGGCAGGAGCAGCCUCAGAGAACUGGGCCUUCCCUCUGUUUCUGAACAGUGGGCACUUGGCAGCACAGAAGGAAGUGUCUCACCUUUAACUAUAUACUCAUAUAUUUAGCUCUGAGAGUAGACUGUAGAGGAGCAGCCUGGUAAGACUGUUUAUACACACCCACUCCUUGGCUUAGUUUGACAGAACUACAGGAAGAACCUAGACAGUCAGGCUAUGAGUGUGCCAGAGACAGGGUGGGGGUCGUACUGAAUUGACCUCCAAAUGGAAGCCCAACUGGCAACGCUGCUGCUGUUUCAGGCAGUUUGGAAUGGUGUUCUUGGAAAGACCCAUUCUUUACACAAAAGAGGACUCCUUGAAUUGUCUGGAGCCUUACAGUGUGGCACGAACCAGUUUCCUUUGAUGUAUCUAGGUUAUGGAUGCUACUGUGGCUUGGGAGGAAGAGGAUGGCCCAAGGAUGAAACAGACUGGUGCUGCCAUACCCAUGACUGCUGUUAUGGCUUUGCACAGCAACAAGGCUGUAAUCCCAUACUACGCAGAUAUAAAUGGACCUGUAAGGACAAUACCGUGGUAUGUGAUUCAACCCUAGACAGAUGCCAAAAAAUAAUCUGCCAGUGUGACAAGGAAGCAGCCAAAUGCUGGAGGUCUGCACGCUUUAACCAGCACUAUACCUUUUGGCCAAAUAUUUUGUGUGGCCACGUUUAUCCUGUCUGUGGCUAUAGGAGUAAAAGGCACUGAGAGUGUUUUUUAAAUGAAACAUUUUAUUUUUCUCUUAACUUUAAGCUUUCUAAUAAUUUGGACAAGAAUCAGCUAGUUAAAUGAAGAUAGUCUCUUCCAAACUAUGUAUGUUAUCUUCUCAACUCUUAAAAUCAAAGAUCAAAUCAUGAUCUUCUCUCUGUUGAUUUACAAAAUGUGUAGUACACAAAAAAAAUUUUUUUUAAUGGUGGUACACAUAGCUUACAUAACUGAGGUGCAUUUAGUUGGUCAGAGGCAAAGCAUUUGUUUGGGAUGUGCAGAGAACACCACACACACAGAAAUACAUUAUGAAAACAUGUAAAAUUACAAUUCUUUCUCAUGGCACUCACAUCUUGCUUGCAUGGAUGAGGAGUAUGAGGUGCAGCUUUACAACAAGAACUACUGAAUUGAUCUGUGGCAUGUGGCUAGAUAUUGUGGCUGGUUGUGAAUUCACUUCCCCAAAGAGAGCAGUCUUAUAGACCUUGGGACAGCAUACAGUACUAGGAACCGUAGGAUUGAGUGGACAUCUUCCUCAGAACCCUUGCCUGGCAUGAGAGCAAUUUCUGUAAUAGCUUCCUCAAUGAAGUCAGAGGCUUGGAGUAAAGAGCAUAGAAUUUGGAUAAGUUUAUAUGUUCAAAAUCUCUAUAUGGGAUGGCCCUCUCAAUUUAAUUUUUUUUUAAAUUCCAUUUCUAUUCUGCCUUUUAAAAAAAACACUCAAGGUG